This is a messenger RNA of Ostrinia nubilalis (European corn borer), 1406 nucleotides long. RefSeq lists its product as uncharacterized. NCBI's taxonomy places the organism in Eukaryota, Metazoa, Arthropoda, Insecta, Lepidoptera, Crambidae. The transcript has 2 exons. Bases 415 to 1374 code for a protein of 319 amino acids. The record is from RefSeq and is a predicted model, not a curated record.
AAGAAUAAAAAAAAUACUGUCAGAAAUUUGUCUGUCAGAAAAACAAAAUUCUCACACCAUGUUGAACUCGUAAAAUCAAAUAAUCAUGCUAUUUUCACGUAAUUUAAUAUCUUUUACGUGCUGUACACGAUCUACAAUACAAUAUAACAAUACGAUCAAUUGAUUAGAGAUGCAUUAGACGCUGCGCACGAAGAUUUCCCGGAUUACGAGCCCUGUUUUGAAGGAUACGACGGUAACCCAGAUACUGAUAACAAUAAGAACGGUUCGUCAAGUACUUUAAAAGAUAGCAACAAGUCUGGGAUACUUUCAAAAGACUCCAACAGUACUUGUAAGAAAGGGAAACACAUUAGAUCAGAUUUUUCAAAAACCAAUCUCAGUCGGAAUAAUACCUCAACAAACUUGAAGUUGCUCAAUAUGGAUCAGCAGCAAAAAGAAGGCUGCCCAGAAAAAGUGAAACCUAAAGGUUGUCCAAGUAAGGCUAAACCAGGGUGCCCUCAACCAAUAGAAGUUUGCAAGGACGAGGCUUUGUGGCCACCGGUAGGACCUCCUGCUUGCCAAGCAAAAUCUACGGAAGGUACAUCGAGAUGUAAAGACAGAGUGCCAUCGGCCGGGCCUUGCAACGAAAAACCUGCUGCACCGCCGAAAAAAGAAAAAAGCUGUGACCAACACCGCAGUGAUAUGAGUGAUAUCAAGAAAAGAUUUGGCAUUGAAUGUGACUCUACAACGACUCCACCAAAGCAAAAGACAAUGAUAGAAGCCCACAGCGAGGCGAUUGCUACCAUCAAAUCGGCUGUUGAAGAUUUCUUUGGCAAAGUAUAUCAAUCAACUAAAGACGCUGUGACAAUUAUAAGAACUGAAAGUGUGAGGCAUUUAGGGAGGAUAACUGCGAAGAAAUCUGUAAGCAGCUCUGAUAUUCUGCCACAAAAGGUGCACGAGAAUAAAAGCUCAGAAACGAUCACAAGCUUCAAUUAUUUUAGAUCAACUGAUAACCCCGACUCGAAGACUCAAAGCACGGAUAGCGAGGAACCAGAUGACACUAUGGAUAAAGCUGGACAAGUGAUUGGAAAGAUUUUUGCUAAAGUUGAUUCGACCUUAUCGAUGCUAAGCGAUCAUAUUGAUUUGCAAAAGGUCAAGAGUUUGAUCACUUUUGAGGACCUAUCAAGCAGGAAUCCUUACGAUAAAACAAAGUCGGAAGAACCUGCUGCUACAACCACUAGUGUCCCAAAUAGUGUGUUCACAGCGAUCAAGUCUAGAAUAGUUUCGAUGUUUAGCGACGGAGAGACCGCAAAAGAAAAUGAAUCGCAAAGAUCUAACGUAUCGGGACAAUCUUCGCUUUCCAGCGUCAUUAACGAAGAGAAAAGAAAGAAACACUAAUACAUUGCAAAUAAAAAUUUAAGAUCGAUCUA